Molecule: messenger RNA, 240 nt
Organism: Dictyostelium discoideum AX4
Lineage: Eukaryota; Evosea; Eumycetozoa; Dictyosteliales; Dictyosteliaceae
Product: peptidoglycan-binding lysin domain
Exons: 2
Coding region: 1-240 (79 amino acids)
Source: RefSeq, a predicted model, not a curated record
AUGUGCAAGUUAUUAAACUUAUUAGGAUUAGUAGUUGUUUUCCUUUUAUGUGUUUUCACUGGUUCAAAUGCUGAAGGUAUGGGUUCUUGUUCAAGUUGGCAUGUAGCAAGAUCUGGUUAUACCUGUUGGGAUAUGGCAUCUACAUGUGGUGUUUCACUUCAACAAUUCAUGGCAACAAAUGGCUUAAGUUCAAAUGACUGUAAUUACAUCCAAAUUGGUAGAAAAUAUUGUUGUAAUUAA